AUGGCGACCGCCAGCUCCUGCAGUUCUGUGCUCCGUCGCCGCGCACCGUACAUCCCUAUCAUCGCCUGCCCCGACUGCGGGAAGGCCGUGAGGCGGAGCGUGUCGGGGAUGCCAGAGCACACAGGCUGGACUUAUUACAAGUGCCAGCAUCAUGGGUACGACUGCGUCUUUUGGCACUGGGAACAAGAGUAUGUGCAAUACUUGGUUGAUGCCGGGCAUCUGCGAGGUGAUGCUGCUGUGGAUGCACUAGGUUGGGCUGAGGAUCGUCGGGAGGAGCUGAAUCUUCGUCAGGCAGUAAGGCAAGCUGCAGGAGAUGGUGGACCUGGUGCUAAGCAGGUGAAGUUGAUUGAGAACACGCAGGAGCUGGCACAAGCAGUGAGGCAGAUUGUGAUUCUGCAGAAGAUUGUAGUUGUUGUGCUGUGUGUGUUGUGUGUGCUCUCUGUUUGGGUAAUUCUAAAGAAGUGA
This is a messenger RNA of Lolium perenne, 465 nucleotides long. The record is from RefSeq and is a predicted model, not a curated record. NCBI's taxonomy places the organism in Eukaryota, Viridiplantae, Streptophyta, Magnoliopsida, Poales, Poaceae.